This is a messenger RNA of Orbicella faveolata, 911 nucleotides long. RefSeq lists its product as uncharacterized. The record is from RefSeq and is a predicted model, not a curated record. NCBI's taxonomy places the organism in Eukaryota, Metazoa, Cnidaria, Anthozoa, Scleractinia, Merulinidae.
UUUAAUUAAAAAGAACAUGUCAAUCUUUCUAAAACUGUUAAUGACUGCAUGGAUCAUCAUCUUACAUAAAACUCUAUUAUAUUACAGGCAAAGAUCAAGUUGCAGUUGGGAUUGUUCCCCUUGAUGCCAAACAUCGGUCCUCUCAGAGUGCAAAGUCAGUUUAUCCCCUGGCUAUAGCCAACUGUAAGGAAAAGAGGGAAGAUCUCAGGAAGCUGUUCUUAAAUUUAAACAAACAGAAGGACAAGCUUAAAAAGAUGGGGAUUAAAGUGGAUGGCAAACACUAUCGUAUACGCUUUAAAGUUACUCUUGAUUACAAAGGUUUGGUGUUGCUGAUGGCAAAGAUCAAUGAUGAAGAUUUUCAGCUUGGUGGACAAGGCCUUGCUCUAGAAUUCUGCAUUUUCUGCUUGGCAUGGAGAGCAUGUGAUUGUGAUUUAGGGAUGCACGAAGUCUGUCUGGAACACUUCAGUCAAACAAAGGCAAACAUUGGCGGCUUUAAAGGGCUGCGAGAUGACUUAACAUGCCUCCUUGACGAGGAUCUUUCUACCAUGAGUCUUUGUGCUUUGCACUGCGAGAUGCGAAACACUGAGCAGGUGCUGAAAAGUGUUGGAUUGCUGGCCUAUCAGAUUGGCUCACUUCCAGAAUGCAAUGCCAAACUUUCUGAUUACGGUCCAUCCAACUUCAAGGCAGAUAGGAUCACUGUUAAGUUGAGACCUGGACAAGAAACAGCUCCUGGACGAAAUAAUGUGUCUUUUGCCUCCUGUUCAGGUUACUCUAAAAUCAUAAUUUCUACUAUUUUAAUUUGUCUAUUAGGUUACAAAAGAUUUCAAUCUUGCCAAACAGCACUAGAUUUCUUCACCUUUGUGCCAAGCACUUUUAUUUCAACUGUUUUCAAUGUCAAAAACUGAAUCAAA